Thamnophis elegans (Western terrestrial garter snake) is the source of this 4256-nucleotide messenger RNA. It is a transcript of the gene BMS1, whose product is annotated as BMS1 ribosome biogenesis factor. Bases 125 to 3811 code for a protein of 1228 amino acids. Gene Ontology annotation, cellular component: 90S preribosome; nucleus. Gene Ontology annotation, molecular function: GTPase activity; GTP binding; U3 snoRNA binding. The record is from RefSeq and is a predicted model, not a curated record. Gene Ontology annotation, biological process: maturation of SSU-rRNA from tricistronic rRNA transcript (SSU-rRNA, 5.8S rRNA, LSU-rRNA); ribosome biogenesis; endonucleolytic cleavage of tricistronic rRNA transcript (SSU-rRNA, 5.8S rRNA, LSU-rRNA). Lineage: Eukaryota; Metazoa; Chordata; Lepidosauria; Squamata; Natricidae. The transcript is spliced from 23 exons.
CUAAAAGGGACGGACCGAAUUAGGGAUUUCCGGGCGGCGUUCCACGCGCAAAGAGCGAGUCCCGGUUCCUUAGUGAAAAGGAAAGUCUUUUGCCUUAUAUGGUCGCUGGAUCCAAGAGGGAAAGAUGGAGGAGAGCAACCAGAAACAACAUCGCAAGAAACACAGCGGUCCCAAGGCUGGCAAGAAAAAGAAGCGUCAUUUGAAAGAUUUAGGGAUCGAAGAUGAAGAGGAUGCCAGGAAGAGAAACCCCAAGGCCUUUGCUGUCCAGUCUGCAGCCCGCAUGGCCAGAUCCUUCCACAGGACACAGGAUUUGAAAACCAAAAAGCAUCAUAUUCCAGUGGUCGAUCGCACUCCCUUGGAACCCCCUCCCGUGGUCGUAGUGGUGGUGGGCCCUCCCAAGGUUGGGAAAAGCACCUUGAUAAGAUGCCUCAUUAAGAAUUUUACAAGGCAGAAAUUGGUUGAAAUUCAAGGCCCUGUGACCAUUGUAUCAGGUAAAAAACGACGGCUAACCAUAAUUGAAUGUGGGUGUGAUAUUAAUGCGAUGAUUGAUCUUGCCAAAGUUGCUGAUCUGGCUUUGAUGCUGAUCGAUGCCAGUUUUGGUUUUGAAAUGGAAACCUUUGAAUUUCUGAACAUUUGUCAGGUCCAUGGCUUCCCCAAGAUCAUGGGUGUUCUUACACACCUGGACAGCUUCAAAAAUAACAAGCAGCUCAAGAAGACCAAAAAGAGAUUAAAGCAUCGGUUCUGGACUGAGGUCUAUCAGGGUGCCAAAUUGUUCUACCUUUCUGGAAUGGUGCACGGAGACUAUCAAAAACAGGAAAUCCACAAUCUAGGGCGGUUUAUCUCUGUGAUGAAAUUCCGUCCGCUGAUUUGGCAGACAACUCAUCCCUACGUCUUGGUAGACAGGAUGGAAGAUUUGACAAACCCAGAGGCAAUCAGGGUUAAUCCAAAGUGCGACCGGAAAGUUUCCCUUUAUGGUUAUCUAAGAGGAGCCCACUUGAAAAACAAAAGCCAAAUACAUAUGGCAGGUGUCGGGGAUUUCACUAUCAGCGAUGUCAGCUUCCUGCCAGAUCCUUGCGCCCUUCCCGAGCAUCAAAAGAAACGAGCCUUAAAUGAGAAGGAGAAACUGAUUUACGCCCCACUCUCGGGGCUUGGAGGCUUGGUGUACGACAAAGAUGCUGUAUAUAUUGACCUUGGGGGAAGCCACUCCCAUCGGGGCAGAGAGGAGCAAGAAAGACCAAACCACGAGCUCGUCCAGACUCUCAUCUCGGCACACUCCACCAUUGAUGCCAAGAUGGCUUCCAGCAAAGUCUCUCUCUUCAUGGACUCCAAGCCUUUAGACAUGGAGGAUGUUGAAAAUGAGAGCGUUUUUGCUAUGCCUAAAGAAGAAAAGGAAACAGACCCACAAACUGGGAGGACGCGCCGGAAGGCAGUCUUUGAAAAUGAAGACCAAAGUGAUGAUGAUGAUGAUGAUGAUGAUGAUAAGGAGGAGGAGGAAGAAGAAGAGGGAAUGUCUGUGGAGGAGGACAUGGGAGAGAGGUGCAGUAAUGAGGAAGGAGAAGAUGAUGACAAUUUUCUACACCAGAAUCUGGUUUCCAGAUCUUCCAAGCAAAGCCAAAAUGAAGCGGAGCCUACACUCCUAACAGAGCGGCCAGCCUUUGCCGACAGUGACGAUGAUCUUGAGAUGAGUUCAGGGGAGGAAGAAGAAGAUGACCUCGAAGAGACGGACGGAAGUGAAGAGGAAGAGGAGGCAAUGCCUUCCAGAUCUUCCGCCAGAAACCCCUCAGAGGAGGAGGAGGAGGAGGAGGAUGACGACCUCAAAGGGUCAGACCAGGAAGAGACUCAACUACAAAGUGCUGAUGUUAGGAUACAAGAUUCUGGGUUGAUGAAGGAUGAAGAUGAUGUGGAAGAUCUCUUGAAAGAUGACGAAGACUAUAAAGAGGCAUCUGAUUUCUCUUCAGAAACAGUCGGGGCUCUGAAAUGGAAAGAAGGCCUCACCCAGAAGGCAGCCGAAACUUUUUUGAGACAGCAACAGGCUGCUCCGAAUCUCCGCAAACUCAUUUAUGGGCCAGUGACCGAGGAGGAGGAGGAGGAGGAAGGAAAACGAGAUGUGGAACUUGGUGGUUUGUUUCGCGUCAGCCGUCCCGACAAAGAAUCAAAACGAAAGAUUGAUGCUCUGGAUUGCUCCAAAUUUCCCAUGGAAACCCCGCAGGACUGGGACUCGGACGAGGUGAUGGACAGCAUCCGAGACUGUUUCGUGACCGGAAAGUGGGAAGCAGACAAAGAUGCAGAAAAAUUGUUAAAGGAAGAUGAAGAAAUCUAUGGCGAUUUUGAAGACCUCGAGACAGGAACCAAGUAUAAAGGCAGAUCAGCUGAUCCAGGAGAUGAGGCAGCGAACGAAGAGGAAGAGGGCAACGAGGAAAAGAAUCCCAAAGCGGCUGCAGAGGAAGAGGAGCAAAAGAAACGUAUCGCGAAGAAACGUAAACUGAAAGAGAUGUUCGAUGCAGAUUAUGACGGGAACGCCACCUAUUUUGACGAUCUGAAAGAGGAGCUGCAGAAUCAGGCUCAGCUUAACAGGCUGGAGUUUGAAGAUCAAGAUGAUGAAACCCGAAUUCAGUACGAGGGAUUUCGACCCGGCAUGUAUAUCCGGAUAGAACUGGAGAACGUUCCAUGUGAACUGGUGCUGCAUUUUGAUCCGUGUUAUCCAAUUGUCCUGGGCGGCCUCGGAAACACAGAAGGAAAUGUAGGCUAUGUGCAGAUGCGGUUGAAGAAGCAUCGCUGGUACAAGAAGAUCCUUAAAACCCGCGACCCUUUGAUUCUGUCUCUAGGCUGGAGGCGGUUCCAGACAAUUCCGGUGUAUUACAUAGAAGACCACAAUGGUCGUCACCGACUGCUUAAGUAUACGCCACAACACAUGCACUGCGGAGUAACUUUCUGGGGACCCAUCACUCCACAAGGGACCGGGUGUUUGGCAGUCCAAUCUGUGAGUGGUACAACGCCUGAUUUUCGGAUAGCUGCGACUGGAGUUGUGCUGGACCUGGAUAAGUCUAUAAGGAUUGUGAAGAAAUUAAAGUUGAUCGGUUUCCCUUUCAAAAUUUUCAAGAAUACAGCUUUCAUUAAGGGGAUGUUUAACUCGAUGCUGGAAGUGGCUAGGUUUGAGGGGGCAGCCAUCCGUACGGUGAGCGGCAUCCGAGGACAGAUUAAGAAAGCCCUCAGGACCCCAGAGGGAGCCUUCCGAGCAACUUUUGAAGACAAGUUGCUGAUGAGUGACAUCGUAUUCAUGCGAACAUGGUAUCCUGUGUCUACACCUGCCUUCUAUAAUCCAGUCACCUCUUUACUGAAGCCUCCGGGUGAGAAAUCCUCCUGGAUAGGAAUGAAGACCACGGGCCAGCUGAGACACGAGAAGGGCAUCAGGCUGAAGCAAAACAAGGAUUCCCUCUAUAAGCCGAUAAUGCGGUCGAAGAAGAAACAUUUCAACAAGCUGCAUAUUCCCAAAGCUCUUCAGAAAGCCUUGCCGUUUAAGAGUAAGCCCAAGUUCCAAGAAAGGAAAAAGAAAGUCACCAAGGAUCAGUGGAGACCAGCUGUCAUCAGGGAACCUCAUGAAAGAAAGGUCGCUGCGCUUCUCUCGGCUCUGGGCACGGUGCACAACCACAAGGCGCAGAAGAACAAGGUGCAGCACCGCCAGCAGGUCAAAGUGCACCAGAAAGAGAAAGAGAAAGAGGAAGAGGCGAAGCUGAAGAGGCAGAAGGAAGCCAGGAAGAAGCUUUUCCGGAUUCUCGGACAGAAGGAAAGAAGAAGCAGAAGUCGAGCCUGAAGAGCUCUGUUGAGAAAGAGUAAGAAGUAGCGAUGCACAGAAACCGAAUGAGAAGCCGUCUUCCAAACGCGGGCCUCCAAAACACCAAAGCCGUUCUGGUUUGGAGGACUACAUUCUGGAAAACUGGUGGGACCACAGCCAUUGCUUCUAGAUGGGUCUGGAGGAGAGAACAGAGCCUUCAGAGAAGGUUCUGUUAACAGCCCAAGAGAGCUUCCCACCUAUCUACCAAUGCCUUUCUAAUAACAUCUGUCAGUAAGGAUUGAUGCACUAAAUUAUUGGAUGACUAAUGAACAAAGAUCUAAAAUAUUCCAGCUUGGUUCUGGAUUUGGAAAGGCAAUUGAUUGUAUCCGAAAAGAGCUAUCCAGUCUAAAACUGUCUUUGAUGAUGUUUAUUCGGUAUAAUGUUGAAAUAAUCAUAAAUAUAUUUUAUAUUUUAGUUGUGGAAA